AUGUGCAUAUUCUGCUCCAUUGUUGCCCGCGAUGUCCCUUCUGAAGCCGUUUAUGAAGACGAGCACGUUCUUGCCUUUUUGGAUAUUAUGCCGAGCGCCCCGGGUCACUGUGUAGUCAUACCGAAGUAUCACGCGGCCCUUUUCCAUGAGCUCCCCCCUGCCUCCGCAGCUGCUCUAGGCGCUGCUCUUGUCAAGGUGUCUGGCGCGUUAAUUAAGGCCAUGGAAUGCUCGUGUUACAAUAUUGUCAACAAUAACGGGCCAGAGGCAGGACAGGAGGUUCCACAUGUUCAUUUCCACAUCAUUCCUCGUAAGGCCGGCGACGGUCUUGGGUACAAGUUCUCUCCGCAGAGUGGAGGAGACCUCUCUAAGAUUGCAGCUCGCAUAAGAGAAUGUAUGGAGUGA
Molecule: messenger RNA, 402 nt
Organism: Giardia duodenalis
Lineage: Eukaryota; Fornicata; Diplomonadida; Hexamitidae
Product: HIT family protein
Exons: 1
Coding region: 1-402 (133 amino acids)
Biological process (GO): nucleotide metabolic process
Molecular function (GO): catalytic activity
Source: RefSeq, a predicted model, not a curated record